AUGGCUCAAUUCGAAGCCCAUGAGAACGAUGUAACGGAACAAAUUAAAACAAUCGGGUCGAACGAACCGGCAUCGAAAGGUUGGCAAGCAUUCCAAGUCGUAUUUUGGACGUGGCUGACGGUGGUGACUGUUGUUGGGAAUUCUUUGGUGCUUCUGUGUAUUGCGUUUAAAAAGCGACGAAAUUCGUCCAUGUUUAAGUUUUAUGGGAGCCUUGCCUUGGGAGAUCUGAUCGUAGGUGAGUGAAACAUAAAGGGUAGGUCAUAAAGGGUUAACUAAUGAUGGCAAAAUUUUUCGUCACAUGUCUAAUCGAGAAGUUAAUGAUUUGUUCUUCGAAUUACAACAGCGGCGCAAAUAAUUUGCAUGCAGAGCUAGUAAACACUUGAAUAAUAUACCUGCUCAAUCAAUUAAGCCGCAAAACCAAAAUUUCUUAUGCUAACGUAAUUUUUUUCAACCCCGUAUUCAGCUGUACUAAACUAUUCUGUAAAGAUAGUGCAUUAUUUACAAAGAAAACGGCACGCAAACUACAUCAGUCAAUUACGAAAAAAUACUAAAAUUCCUUACAUUCUGAAAUUUAGAUUCUAAAAAUUACCUCCAUUAAUUAAAUCAAUAUUUUUCAUUUAUGGAGAUUACUCACUAUCAUAGCUUUUUGGAAGAAAUAUAAAAAUAUAUAAAUUUAUUAAUGAUCUACAUGGUUAGUUUUUAUUGUGAUGAAAUUCAUUAGUCAUAUUUCCGAUGUUCUGUUUCGCAGCAAGGACAUUUUCCAGAUUAGAAAACCACGCUGCCGCUUGACUUCCUUUGAUAAUUGGCACUAGUAAAUAUUAUCUUUCACUCUAAGUAAAUAAUUGUACGAAAUUCAAAAGGUUGAAUACAAACAGUAGUGUUUAGAUGUCAGAUCCUUUCUUAUUUUAAUUUAUCUGACUGAAUAGAGUUUCGUGACCUGUGCCCUGUCUAUCGAUAUAAAUCAUACGUCUUUUCUUUUUUUAUGUAAACCAAUGGAAAUUAUUUUUUUUGCUUUUUUGAAUCUAGAGCAGCUUCCUCUUGACUUUCUCAAGGAAAAUAAUUAAUUAAAACUCUGGAACGUUUAGCUAAAGAAUCGGCCAUAAAAAAUUACCUGGUGACCUUUAGACUUAAAAUGGUGUAUAACAGUUUCAGGAUUUCCGAGCUCACGUUCUCGCCUCGGGGGCUUUCACGUACACAUUUUGCACAAUUUUGAUCUAUCUUCGUCCUCACCUUAUCACAAAUCGUCCCUUGAAAACCAACCUUAAACAAAAAUAACUUCAGUUGAAAAUAUCUGCCAUCAUUCUGAAGAAUAGUUUUGAAAAAUUCUUGAACUUUACUACAAACAUUUCUUUUGUGCUUGUUUCAUUUUAAGACUCGCGCUUACUGUCUGGUAUGAUAUCGGAUUAGUUUCAUAAGUGACGUCAGCAGAUCACGUUUACAACGACACGUAACGCGUACGUAACGCCAUUUUAAAACACAGGAUUUUCCCUUGCGCGUUGUUUCCGUGCACUUUGCGCACAUUUUCGCCAGCGAUAGAGUCGAAGUUGGAGUCGGAGUUGAAGUCGGAAUCGCGAAAGGGCUCACGACAAGGCGCAAACGGAAGAUCGAAAUCGAAAGCAGUCACCAUAGAUAUACUACAUUCAUAACAGAGUCGGAAAAAUUAAGCCAUCUUCAUUUCCUCCGGUACUGCGGCGCCUUAUUUAAGACUAUUGUUGGAGUGGCAAGCAGAAGCAGUAGAAUCCAGCAAUCACAAGCCAAGCCAAGCAUACACUUAACCUUGCAAUAGAUUCAAAAGUGACGUCGGUUUUCUCCUUCUAAAUCCUUGGGUUUGAUUUUCACUGAAUCGUAUCCUUCUACAUUGCACUUCUAAUCACGACUCUGACUAAGACGCUCUCGUUGGUGCAACCAGCCUUAAGUUCGAGUAGCUGGUAGAAGGAAGCGCCGAAUCGGCGUCAAACAUGACUGCUUGUGUCGGUGUGAAGGCGUAAUGACCGCGAAAAGAAGUCAGCGCGCGAGGGAAUUGCGGUUCCACCUCUUUUACGUCCCCACUACCGACACCUGCGUGGGCAACUUUACAAUGGCUUGAUGACAUGCCACACCGAAAUUGAACGUCAUCUGAUUUAUCGUUGUUGUCAGAUGGACGUCAUCUGAUUUAUCGUUGAUGUCAGAUGGUCAAUCAAUACCCAAACACUCAUACACACACAAACACACACACACACACCACAAAUGAUAUGCACUUCCAAAGUGGCGCGUUUCUAUAUAAAUGGCUUAUACCAUUAUUGGAUCGUGAUUCGAAAAUUUUUUUGUUAUUGAGUAAUGCUACACGGUAUCUCCGUCAGUAGAGUUGCGAUAUAGUUCAGAGAUAAGCUGUAAGCUCCCUGAAUGAACCGGCCCUAAUCUAGUACGCGUACGCAUUUUCUAAUGGGAAAUGGGAUAUGGGUACUAGAUUAAUAUUUUUAUGAACGAAACAAAAGGGUGCUUUUCCUUUUCGGCACAAACUAAACAGUUUCCAUAUCUCUUUCCAGGGAUUUUUUGCGCUCCCCUUCUACUAGCAGCAGCAUGCCGCCAGCAGUGGAAGAUGGGAAACGCUCUGUGUUACGCUUACUCCACUGUGAUUUCAUUGUCUCUCAACGUCUCCGUCAUGACUUUGUUUCUAAUCAGCUUAGACCGCUUAAACGCCGUUUCAAAGCCUCUCCAGUAUAGAGCAAAAGAAACCUUCACGCAGAAAUGGGCAUUAUGGCUCAUUCUCUUCACCUGGCUACAUUCCAUAUUCUGGGCAGCGGCGCCCUUGGUGGGCUGGGGAGAGAUAAUCAAUGACGAAAUUACCAACUCCUGCAAGCCUAACUGGUCAGCGAAAGGACUCAAAAAUGGUACGUACUCCAUGGGAUUAGCAGUAUUUCCCUUCGCUAUUCCUGUGUUGUCGAUGAUAGUUGUGUAUAUAAUGAUAUAUUAUAGGUCGAAAGUGAGCAAUCGUUUCAUCAGAAAUAGAUCACAGACCUUAGCCGAUGAAGAAAAAAAGCGACGAAAGCAACAAAAUGCUAUAUUACGGACAGUGUUAGUAGUCGUGGGUAUGUUUGUGUUUUGUUGGCUACCCUACACCAUCGCUACCAUGUUCAAACUGUUUUUCCGCGCCCUUCCACCCACGUGGUUAGUUCAUCUGGGUUUAAUGCUUGCCACUGCGAACAGUGCGGCUAACCCCGCGAUAUACUCAGCAUUUGAUAAGAGUAUGCGGAACGAGUUCAAGCGAAUGUUACUCAUUUGUCGCAAAAAACGGGACACGCUAGAAGAGGAUGGGGUGCGAAGUCGGCGAACCAGCUCAAACAUGGCUACGUGGAACUAUACGAUCACAAGAAUAAGCGACGAAACUGUCAACAAGAUUAUUAAUAAGGAUACGAAGGAGAUGAACGGUAAUAAUUUACCAAGAAAACAAACGAUGACAGACUCUUACAACAAUAUGAUCGAGUUGUUCGUUAAGGACAUCGGUCAAAAAUGGGAAAACCCCUCGAGAGAGACUUGGGUAUAG
Messenger RNA from Pocillopora meandrina, 3523 nucleotides. NCBI's taxonomy places the organism in Eukaryota, Metazoa, Cnidaria, Anthozoa, Scleractinia, Pocilloporidae. The record is from the annotation of a GenBank genome assembly.